This is a messenger RNA of Nematolebias whitei (Rio pearlfish), 1410 nucleotides long. Its product is annotated as ras-related protein Rab-26-like. The record is from RefSeq and is a predicted model, not a curated record. NCBI's taxonomy places the organism in Eukaryota, Metazoa, Chordata, Actinopteri, Cyprinodontiformes, Rivulidae. The transcript has 9 exons. The coding region runs from base 225 to 971 and encodes 248 amino acids. Gene Ontology annotation, cellular component: endosome; Golgi apparatus. Gene Ontology annotation, molecular function: GTP binding; GTPase activity.
GUUGCAGCUGCUGUCCACGAGCAGGAAGAAGCUGCUGCUUUAAGAGCGGAGAACAUGCGCUCGACGCACAGGUGAACAAUCAGCUCAGCCCAACUUCUCCCCCUGUGGGCUACAACUUUUCCCACCCCAUUUUCCUUGUUUUGUUGGGGGGGGGUGCUCAUAUCGUGCAGAUUCGAGUGAGGAUUUGGUUCUGCGACGCGAUAUUUUCGAAUAUUUCUGAGCAAAUGUCUCGUAAGAAGGCAGCCAGAGGCAAAGCGGCGAGCAGCAGCCCGUCGGCCGGCAGCCCCGCGGGGAGAAGCUCCGGGAGGGCAGCCAGGAGCAGCCCGGGGGCCGGGGUGGUCCAUCCGAGCAGACCCUCCAUCAGCAGCAGCAGCGAGUUUUAUGACAUCGCCUUCAAGGUAAUGCUCGUUGGAGACUCUGGUGUGGGGAAAACCUGCCUCCUGGUUCGAUUUAAAGACGGGGCUUUUCUUGCCGGCAGCUUUAUCUCCACUGUGGGGAUCGACUUUAGGAAUAAAGUCCUGAACAUUGAUGGAGUCAAGGUGAAGCUCCAGAUCUGGGACACAGCUGGACAGGAACGCUUCCGAAGUGUCACUCAUGCCUACUAUCGGGAUGCCAAUGCUCUCCUUUUGCUGUACGACGUCACUAACAAAUCGUCCUUCGACAACAUACAGGCAUGGCUGACUGAGAUCCAUGAAUUCGCCCAGCAGGAUGUGGUGCUCAUGCUGCUUGGUAACAAGGCUGAUGCCACUCAUGACAGGGUGGUGAAGAGGGAGGAGGGGGAGAAGCUGGCAAAGGAAUUUGGAGUUCCUUUCAUGGAGACCAGCGCCAGGUCAGGUCUUAAUGUGGAGCUGGCUUUCACAGCCGUGGCCAAAGAGCUGAAGCACCGAUCCACGAAGGAUACCGGUGAGAAGUUUAAGCUCCAGGAAUAUGUAAACAAGGAGGUGAAGGGGGUGGGCUGCUGCAGGUCCUAAAUGGCUUCACGUGUUUGUCCAUGUGUUGUUCGCUCAUCUUUAUACUGCUUGGGAUCUUUUCUGGACUUUCAAAAAAUGAGAAGUCGGCUUUGUGGAGAUAUAAACCUUUUUUUUCUGUUUCUCCAAUCUCUGUAUACACCUCCUCUGUUCUCCUCCUCAUGCUUCUCUUUUUCUGCGGCUGUGAAUGCAGCUCAAGGUUAUGGUUUGAAAAAGAAAAGCAGCCCCCUUCAGUUCGCUCCCUGCUAUUAGACAUCUAUAACUGUAGCUGCACAAGAGUCUGUUUAACCCUGAAACAAAAUGCAUCGCCUUGUGUGUUGAACAUUCAAAGAAUUUAAUCCCAACAUGAUUCAACUCACUGGAGACAAAAUGCAUGUUGUGUAAAGUGGUUUAUUUCUCACAUGCACUUAGAAUAUCAUUGGCAGCUUUAUUUAAAACAUUG